CAAUAGCGAUUCAUCCUAUCAAAACAUUACGUAUUCAGUUGGAUCGAUUAAUUUAUUGAUUUUAGGGUUCAUAUUGCCAAUGGAUCCUGCAGGUGAGCGGCAGAGGUCCGGGGUUUUGACUGUAGGACAGGUGAGUCAUCACAGCAUUGAGCUCAUCUGGACACGGGAAAACGGCACGAACUGGACCGACCCACCGGAAAACUGGACCUGCUUCAUCCUGGAACAGAAGAACGACAGAAAACACACAUAUAAAGAGAUACAUAAGGGGUACAACACACGGUUCACGGUGGAGAAUCUAGAACCGAAGACCACCUACACGUUCAGACUGAAGGUCACGUGGCCGUCUGGUCAGCAGCGCUAUUACCCAUCAAUCUCUGUUUCUACAGAAAAAGAGCCUCUGAACGGCAGGAAUCUUCACAAUGCUGUCAUCAGGAGCGAUGAGCUGGAGCUCUGUCGAGUGCUGCAGUCCAUAAAAGUCACAGUGGAUGUUCCUGACAAGCUGGACUUUACUCCUUUAAUGGUGGCGGUGAUGAAGGGCUUUACUAGUGGAGUUCAGAUUUUGGUUCAUCAUGGCGCAGAUGUCAACAAAAAAAACAACAGUGGCAAAGACAGCCUGAUGCUGGCGUGUUUCCACGGGCACCUGGAUGUGGUGCAGUUCCUGCGCAGCUGCGGGGCGUCCUGGAGCUAUCGGGACGGAUCGGGCUGCUGCGCUCUGCACUGGGCCGCUGCUGGAGGACAUCUGCCCGUCCUGCAGUACCUCAUACAGGACGGGUGUGAGGUCGAUGUGCGGGACGACACCUCCUGGACGCCCCUCAUGAUCGUAUCGGUUAUGACCGGAGACUCGGCUGUAGCUUCAGUGUUAAUCACAGCUGGUGCUGAUGCUAAUGUACAGGACCGAGACGGGAAAACACCACUGAUGGUGGCUGUGCUGAAUAAUUAUGAGCAUCUAGUUAAAAUCCUGCUGGACAGAGGAGCCGAUCCAAACAUUCAGAACCAGGCUGGCGUUAGUGCUGUGCAAAUGGCGCGUGCAUUUGAAAGGAAGAAUAUCAUCAGUCUGUUUGUGGAUAAGAAGUGAGAGAAAUGAGACAAACCACACGUCGGUUUCAUAAACAACUUUACUAGCGCUGCCCUUUAUGCUGACCGUUAUUUGUGUGCUGCAGACAUCAACGUACAGUAUCUUAUUUCACAUUUUCUUGAUUAAUCAAAGAAUUAUCAUAAAAAAAGCAGUUUACACCCGUGACACUGAAGAAAAUACGAAAAGAACGUUACAUGAGCAGAUUUACUGAGUGCGGAUACAACGUGAAUCAAAGUGAAUAAUAGUAAAUGAUAACUGUGAUUAAAACAAGCAAGGCAGUUAACCUAGAGACACGUGAUCAUCGUAUCAAGUCAGCGUCUAGAUCUGAACAGUCUCUGUGCGUACUGUAAUGCACUGUGUGGUUUAACACUGUAAAAAGGCAACGGGACACUCGCGAUGUUUGCUAAUACAGUGAAUGAAGAUGAAUUUGCAAAUGUAAACACUGAGAUAUAAUGGCACUCAUAAGGUGUCCGAAUAAAGGCCUAAAAGACCCACGUUUGAGAUCAUAAAUGGCUCAGUGGCAACAAAUAAUAAAGUGAGAAGACUCAGUCUUGAAUAAAAACAAGGCCUGUUAGUCUCAGGGCCAAACAUCAACCUGCAAAUGGAGAGUAAAAUUUGCAAACGCUAUAUAUUUUCUUAUUAAAACACACUACCAUUCAAAACCUUGGGUAACUUUCACAAAGAUUUUGUUUUUUUGAGAGAAAUUAAUAGUUUUAUUCAGCAAGGACGCAUUAAAUUGAUUGAAAGGGACAGUAAAGGCAUUUAUAAUGUUAUAAAAGAUUUCUGUUUCAAAUUAUUGCUGUUCAUUUGAACAUUCUAUUCAUCAAUAAUCCUGAAAAAAUGAGGAUGACUUCUGAAGGAUCACGUGACACUGGAGACUGGAGUAAUGAUGCUGAAAAUUCAGAUUUACGUCACAGGAAUAAAUUACGUUUCAAAAUAUAUUCAAAUAGAAAACACAUAUCUUAAAUUGUAAUAAUAGUUCAGAAUAUUACUGUUUUUACUGUAUUUUUGAUCAAAUAAAUGCAGCCUUGGUGCACAAAAGAGUUUUCUUUCAAAAAAAACAACAAAAAAACUUUUGAGUGGUAGUGUGUAUAUUUUUGAAUUGUGAAGGAUGUUUGCAUGUCUUUGUUUACAAUCUUUUCCAUCAUUGUGCAUCAGACUGUCAUUCUUACAAAUCAAUUUAUUCAUAAGUUCUGUAGUUAUUAUAUUAUGUAAUUCCUCAAAGUGGCAAGUUACAGAAAACUAUUUACUCACCGAAACUAAUUUGGGUAACACUUAAAGCCUUCGUGUGUAAUGCAUUAUAAAAAUAUUCAGAAUGUUCACUGUAAUGCAUAAAACUGUAAACAAAGAUUAAAUGCAUUCAAAUAUUUGAAGGUUUGUUUGUUGUUGUGUUUAAUGCAUUACUUAAUGCAUACUUUCUAAAGGUGUAACAAUGAACACAUAAGUAUUAUAAUUGUAUAAAUAUUAUAAACUGUGGUUGCAAUUAUUCAUGAGAUCAUACAGUGCAUUAUAAGGUGCAUAAUUAAUGCAUUAAAACUAAUUUUAUAAUGAAUUAUCUAUAAAGGCUUUAAGUGUUACCCUAAUUUGUGUUCAUUUUGACCCUGUUGACAGUAAUUCAUGACCAUAAUCACUGCAAAAACUUCCAAAAUGUUUUGUGCACAUCCGAUUAUUUUAGUGCAGUGUGUUCAUUUACCCUGACAAAUCGCCCAUGAACCUUUGCCAGUGAUUCAAAACCACUGACCGCAGCGUGUUUGAGGGAGACCAGAGGGAUUAUGGGACUAUUUAGAGAAGGAUUCAUGUGUCUGUUUCCGUUAACCACAAUCUACUUUUAAUGCUCCAUGUGGCAACAUUAUUUGGGUUGAUAAGAAAGAAAAUCCAUGUAAUUUGUUUAAUCAUUUCCCCACAGUAACUAUUUCAAAGUACAUCUGUGAGAAUAUGGCUGCAUGACCAUGAAAUCAGGGCCUGGUUUGGCUUUCUGGCUCUCAGAUCUUUCCAGUCAUUAAAGGUCUUUUCAAAGCUGGGAUCUCCUGAGUGAACCGUCUAUCUGAACAUCUGACAGAUCACAGGAACACAACUGCAUCCUUACGAGCUUUGAAAUCAACAAAAGCUGGACUUGGUGCAAAUGUUUUCAUACUCACAAAAAAUGAGAAACAAGACUUGUUUAGACAUGUCAAAUGGAGUGAAUUCAGAACAUUAUUCAGCUGCACAGUACUGUACACCCUGUGUGCAUGUCCAGGUCAUACAUCACCUCAAAAUCAAAAAGAAGAAAGCCUGUUUUGAAGAUUGUUUGCAUUGUGAUAUUUUAAGCACAUUUUCUAAUUUUUCAGUAUACAGUAAUGAAAAUAAUCAUGACUGUAUGAUUUUUAAAUGAAAGAAUGAAUUUGUUUGU
Molecule: messenger RNA, 3464 nt
Organism: Onychostoma macrolepis
Lineage: Eukaryota; Metazoa; Chordata; Actinopteri; Cypriniformes; Cyprinidae
Gene: fank1
Product: fibronectin type III and ankyrin repeat domains 1
Exons: 11
Coding region: 80-1075 (331 amino acids)
Biological process (GO): regulation of apoptotic process
Cellular component (GO): nucleus
Molecular function (GO): protein binding
Source: RefSeq, a predicted model, not a curated record